Messenger RNA from Aspergillus fijiensis CBS 313.89, 1972 nucleotides. RefSeq names its product DUF4246 domain-containing protein. The coding region runs from base 335 to 1861 and encodes 508 amino acids. The record is from RefSeq and is a predicted model, not a curated record. NCBI's taxonomy places the organism in Eukaryota, Fungi, Ascomycota, Eurotiomycetes, Eurotiales, Aspergillaceae. The transcript has 2 exons.
UGAACAGGCUUUGCUAACCUAUGUUUCAGGCUGGAAAUCCUUUCCCGAAUGCUGUAGAACCUAUUCCACUGAUUAUGAUCGGGUGAGCCUAUGUGUUGGGAAGGCAUAUGAAGCCACGAAGCAAAGUUCUGAUACAAGGUGAAGGGGCCAGAGAACGUCAUGGGAGUUAGCCAUGCUGCAGAUAAUGGAAAGAAUCACGGACAAGCCGAGAUGGUUCAAAAAGGCCGGUGCCUAUCUGCAUCGCCAGCAGGGGAGUACUGAUUGAUUUCAGAUCUUCAACAAGCACAUAGCUGCAAGGUGGCGACGUGAGAUCACGGAGCAAGACAUCCCCGCAAUGAUUCCCCUUACUACCGAGAUGAUUGACUGGAUCAUUGAAGAGCUUCAGUACAAGGCUGAGUUCUUUCUGUGCCAAGAGAUGGUCAAGGUCUUCGAUGAGGGUAUCAUGAAAUCCGACUCUAUCGUUCCCGAAGAUCUUCGCCUAGCCCUUCUCGCGGCCGUGCGUCCACUUGAAGACUUUCCAGCCAACAAGAAAGAUUACCACCCCUCGUCGGACCGAAAAAUCGUCAAUUUAGUACAUCCGUCCCUGUUUCCGCUGGUUUAUGGCCGCACGCGGAUUUUGAGGAAUAGUGUAAACAACCUCCCCAACUUCCUGGAACAUACUGGAAGAGGUGAGAUCCUACCUGUUCCGGAUGAGAGCGGAACCCAUGCGCGCCGGCCAGAUCACUCUCCUUACCGAACCGAGGACUACAGCCGUCGAUUUCAAUGGCUUCCCUGCAAUGUUAAGAUCUACCCUGACGGCCACUGCCGCAUUGCCUCCUACAUCAACAAUCUCCGCCCCGACAUCCAUUGCACGCUUUACGAUGUCAUUGAAAAAAUCAUUACCUGUGCAGUACCCUUGUGGAAUGAGACUCUGACACCCUUGAUCGAUGACGCGUACCAAAACUUCAACCGGAUCGAUUAUAGCGGGCCUGAUAUGUCUCCGCCUGAGCCAGAGGAACAUACAGAGUCCGAAGUCGACCCUGAAAAUGAAGAGCCCAUGCCCGACGACUGGCCUAAUGAUUUGCGCCAAUGGAGAGUUUCGCACCGACUCCCUCCUCCCAAGAUCGGAGAGUUUGAACCAUUUCCCCCGGUUGAGAUUGAGGUGGACAUGAAAACUAUGUUUCAGCAACAUGGGUUGCAGGUUAUCGUCAAGUUAACCAAUAUUGAGUUAACCCCGGAGAAGCCAUCAUACGCGGGUGGGUCCUGGCAUAUUGCAGGGAGAAUGAACGAACAUAUCUGUGCAACCGCGGUUUAUUACUACUCGAACCAUAAUAUCACUCCCGGCAGAAUCUCCUUCCGCCAGCGGCUCAACUUGGACGAUGUUGUGGAGUUUUCAGAAUACGAAGGUUGCCCCUGUGAAUGGGUUCCAGGCGCUUUCGGUACCGGAAAUUUGGGUGGACCUCUCACUCAAGUCCUCGGUAGCGUGGAGUGCCGACAGGGUCGUCUUCUCACAUUCCCAAAUAUUGUCCAGCAUCGAGUGAUGCCUUUCGCACUAGCCGAUCCGACAAGAUCGGGCCAUCGCAAGAUUCUAACCUUAUUUCUGGUGGAUCCCAAUCUCCAGAUCAUUUCGACCGCCAACGUGCCUCCGCAGCAAGCGGACUGGUUCGAGGAGACUGCCCGUGCGCGUCAUGAAGUUCUUGCCAGAUGGCUGCCUACAGAGCUGCAGGAUAUGAUCCAGGAAUAUCUGGGCGGUGAUGAUCUGAUCGGUGAAAAGGAGGCCGAGGAUCUUCGAGUGGAACUAAUGGAGGAGCAAUUGGCAGUGUCCAAAGACCAAGGAUGGCUUUUCGACCACCACAACAUGCCUCCAGUCUGCAGUCACUGACCUGGUACAUCUUUGCUGUUGAUUGUCCGAUCCGCUUAAUUGUCAAGUUCUUGUAUGAGUACGUGUUUGCCAGGGACCGGUGCCGUGAGACAUGUCCUUUGUACCUAUUAU